AUGUCUUCCGAACAAAAUUAUCUCGGUUACGAAGCACUUAUAACAUAUUUGACGCGAAGCAGAAACAAAUCUUUUUGGGGCUUUCUACGCCGUUGCCGGGACGCGAUUGUUGCCACCACUUCAGCUACUUCUCACUGGGUGGAUCUCGAUAAUCUUUGGGCAGCUCGUUUUAUGCAUGAAGCAACUAAAUUUGAUGCUACUUUUGACAAUAAGUCGAUCAUUGGUUUGGCUAGGAGAACUACUGGGGUUCACCCUAAACCAUUUGAUUUUUGGCAUGCCCUUAUCACUAAAUAG
Diversispora eburnea is the source of this 294-nucleotide messenger RNA. NCBI's taxonomy places the organism in Eukaryota, Fungi, Glomeromycota, Glomeromycetes, Diversisporales, Diversisporaceae. The record is from the annotation of a GenBank genome assembly.